Molecule: messenger RNA, 1962 nt
Organism: Hibiscus syriacus
Lineage: Eukaryota; Viridiplantae; Streptophyta; Magnoliopsida; Malvales; Malvaceae
Exons: 3
Coding region: 1-1962 (653 amino acids)
Molecular function (GO): nucleic acid binding
Source: RefSeq, a predicted model, not a curated record
AUGAGUCCUCCGGAGUUGGCAGAGUUGAGGAAACAAUUGGAUGAGUUGCUCCAAGCAGGAUUUAUUCGACCCUCGAAGUCACCUUUCGGGGCGCCCGUGUUAUUCCAGAGAAAACAUGAUGGGAGUUUGAGAUUAUGUGUUGAUUAUAGAGCAUUAAACAAAGUGACUGUCAGGAAUAAAUAUCCCAUUCCGUUGAUUGUCGAUUUGUUCGACCAGCUGAGUAAUGCUAAGUAUUUCACGAAGUUGGAUCUCAGGUCAGGAUACCAUCAAGUGAGAGUGGCCGAAGGGGAUGAGCCAAAAACUACAUGUGUAACUCGGUAUGGAGCAUUUGAAUUUCUUGUUAUGCCUUUUGGACUAACCAAUGCUCCCGCUACUUUCUGCACUUUGAUGAACCAGGUGUUCCAUGACUAUCUCGAUAAAUUCGUAGUCAUCUACUUGGACGAUAUAAUGAUUUUUAGCACUUCUAUAGAAGAGCACUUGGAGCAUCUUCGGUUGGUGCUGACGAGAUUACAGGAAAAUCGGUUGUUUGUGAAGAAGGAGAAAUGUGUUUUCGCCCAAACGCAAGUCCAAUUUUUGGGCCACAUCAUUGAACGAGGGCGCAUUCGUAUGGAUAAAGAGAAGGUGAAGGCUAUCCAGGAGUGGCCGACCCCACAAAAUGCGGGGAAAAAGAAUCAGGUUGCUGACGCUUUGAGUCGCAGGGCAAAUUUGGCAGCACUCCGAUGUGUGGCCCCUAUAUCCGCUAGUAGAGUUUCCAAUGAAAUUCGUCAGCUCAUUGUGAACUUUUCCAAGCAAGAUCCGCAAGUGGUGGCCCUUAUGGAGAUGGUUAAAAAGGGUGUUUCGAAAUGUUUUUGGAUAGAAAAUGGCUUAUUGAUGACAAAGGGGCCACAAAUGUUUGUUUCUCGAGCUGGAAAUCUACGACAGAAGCUGUUGAAGGAAUGUCAUGAUACCCCAUGGGCCGGGCAUCCUGGUUGGAGGCGUACUGUUGCUUUGUUGGGACAAGGGUAUUAUUGGCUUCAAAUGCACCAAGAUGUGAUGGAUUACACCAAGAGAUGUCUUAUCUGUCAACAAGAUAAGGUAGAUCGACAGAGGACUGUUGGGUUGCUCGAGCCACUACCUGUGCCCGCUCGACCUUGGGAGAGUAUCUCCUUGGAUUUUAUAUCACGCUUGCCUCGAGUAGGAGAUCUUGGAUCAAUUUUGGUGGUAGUGGAUAGGUUCUCGAAGUACGCCACUUUUAUACCAGCAUCAAAGUAUUGUUCAGCGGAAGAGACUGCUAAGUUGGUGUUCAAACAUGUGGUGAAAAUAUUGGGGCAUUCCUCAGAGCAUAGUCAGCAGCCAAGACUUCCUCACACUAUGGAUGAGACCUCUCAAGGUAGAUGCCCUCGUGCCUCAAAUUUUAUGGGGGAGUGGAAGCAGAAUAUGGAGAUUGCCAAGGCUUACUUAAAGAAAGCAGCGAAGCGUAUGAAGAAAUGCGCAGAUCGUAACAGGCGAGACCUACACUUUCAGGUUGGAGAUUUGGUGCUAGUCAAGUUGAUGCCAGAACAACUUAGAUUUUUGCGCCAGAGGGAUCGUCGCUUGGUGCGUAAGUACGAGGGUCCAGUCUCAAUAGUAGCAAAGGUGGGGAAUGCUUCGUACAAAGUUGACCCUCCUACUUGGAUGAGAGUUCACCCUGUCUUCCAUGUGAGCAAUUUGAAGCCGUUUCACACCGAUCCCAAUAUCGAUAAUCAGAGUAUGUCUGCCAGGGAGUCAAUCGGCACACAACCACCCUCACAGCGUCAUGUUGACGAGAUUCUGGUAGGGAGAAUUGUUAAGGUGGGUGGAAAGCAAAGACGGAAGUAUCUAGUCAAGUGGGGAGGCUUUGAUCAGGAAGAGAACACUUGGGAAAGAGAGUAUGAUCUCAGGGCAUUCAAGCAAAAGAUUGAAGAGUUUCAGGCCAAGCAGUCGACGAGGACGUCGACAAAUUAG